UUAUCAAACAUCCCUGCGCACCCUUUUCCAAACCGUUAAACCCCAAACCCUCUUCCAUCCCCCUCUCUCUCAGCCCCCGUUUCUCCCCUUUCUUGAAAUUUCACCAAAUCCCGACUUCGUUUCUUUCGUGAAUCCUACCUCGCCAAGAUUCCCUUUCUUUAUCCCUCUGAGUUCCAAUCCGCUUUGAUAUUUUGCUAAUCUCAGCCCCAUUUUCCUGCUAACAUUCCAUGGAUUCACCUUCAAGAACCUUCCUCCUCCUCUCCCUCUCCCUUCUGCCACUCUUACUGCUCCCAACCCCAGCCUCCUCCAAGAACAUAUGCUUCGAUUUCCGGUCCUUCUCCCUAAAUAACCUCACCCUCCUCGGUGACUCCUAUCUCAGAAACGGCGCCAUCGGCCUCGACCGAGACACCGGCAACCCGUCGUCGUCCAGCUCCGGCACCGCCGUGUUCAACCUCCCAAUCCAAUUCUCCGACCCAAGAACCAACACCUCCGCCUCCUUCUCCACCAGCUUCUCCUUCAAGAUCGCCAAUCCAAGCCCCGACUCGCAUGGUGACGGGCUGACGUUCUUCAUCUCUCCGGAUUCGCAGACGCUCGGGAGCGUGGGUCCUUAUCUGGGCCUGUUCGACGCAUCCAGCACCAUCAAGAACGGGUCAGCCAUCGCGGUGGAGUUCGACACCGUUUUGGAUGAAUAUUUCGGCGACCCGAGCGACAACCAUGUGGGGUUGGACAUCUCCAGCCCCAGAUCUCUGGAAGCAGUCGAUCUUUGGCCCCUCGGCAUCGACCUCAGGAGCGGGAAUCCGAUUACGGCUUGGAUCGAUUACCAUGGAGAUGAGCAACAGCUGAAGAUUUGGGUGGGGUACUCGAGUGCUAAGCCCGAAAGGCCCGUUCUUUCAACACGAUUCGGUCUCUCGAAGCAUUUUACAGAGUACAUGUAUGUUGGCUUCUCGGCAUCAGCAGUGACGAGCGCCGAGGUCCACCAGAUCGAGAGUUGGACCUUUCAGACCUUCGGGCUUCCCAGUCUGAAUCUUUCUCCUCGUACCCCUCACAAUGCGUCUGAUAUUUUGUGGAGCGUGAUCCCUGCAAGACCUGAUCCAAAACCGGGUAAAAGUUCUCAUAAGAAGCUGACUUUAGGCCUUGGAAUCAUGGGUCCUGCAGCCUUUUGUGUUGCCCUUAUAUUGUUUGUGUAUGUGUCUCUUAAGAAAAGAAUGGAGAUCGAAACAGAUAAAGAGAGCUUUAAACCAGAGUUCACGAGUGGCCCAAGACAGUUCCGAUACAGGGAGCUUUGCUUGGCAACUAGAGAUUUUCACCGCAGCCGGAUUAUCGCGAGUGGAGGAUUCAGUACAAUCUACAAAGCCAUUCAUGCCGUAUCGGGCAUUACAUAUGCAGUGAAGCGGUCGAAACAGUCUGAAGAAAGCAAGAAUGAAUUCAUUGCCGAGCUGUCUAUAAUCGCAGGCUUGAAGCAUAAGAAUCUAGUCCAGCUCCAAGGUUGGUGCACUGAGAAAGAUGAGUUGCUGCUUGUGUAUGAAUUCAUGCCCAACGGGAGCCUCGACAAGGUUCUUUACUCUGGACCCGAUGCAGGGACAUGCCCAGCACUCAGUUGGGCCCAGAGAUUCAAUAUAGCUGCCGGGCUAGCUUCCGUACUGAUGUAUCUUCAUCAAGAAUGUGAACCGCAAGUGAUUCAUAGAGACAUUAAGACCAGCCAUGUUUUGCUAGAUGCUGAAUUCAAUCCCAAAUUAGGAGAUUUUGGUCUAGCAAGGCUGAUGGAACGAAAUAAGAGCCCUGUCUCAACUCUGACUGCUGGAACAUUGGGAUACCUCGCCCCUGAGUAUCUCCAGUAUGGGAAAGCCACCGAGAAAACUGAUGUUUUUAGCUAUGGUGUGGUGGUGCUUGAAGUUUGUAGCGGGAGGAGACCUGUAAGCAGAAAAGAUGGCCAAUCUACCAAGCAUGUGAAUCUGGUGGACUGGGUGUGGGGUUUGUACUCAGAGGAUAAGCUUAUUGAAGCUGCGGACGGCAGACUAAAUGGUGAGUUUGAUGGGGAAGAGAUGCUGAGGCUGUUGCUAAUUGGCUUGAGUUGUGCAAAUCCCAAUUCAGCGGAGAGGCCUUCCAUGGUUAGGGCUCUUCAGAUACUCAACUCUGAGGCAGAGCCUAUGGCCGUGCCUAGAAAAAAGCCAUGCCUUACUUUCACUUCUAGUACUCCGAUGACCACUCGGGAGAUUGUUUCUGACUGCAAUGACAGUGCAAUAUCCAGCCAAUUGUAUGAACUCAAAAUUGAUUGAAGUUACUUGGUGAUAACGACUUGGAGUCUGUUAUAACUUUUUAUGCUUGAUGAAUUGGAGCACCUGUACAUGCUGACUGACUUUGGUGAAUAUUGUGUUAUCUUUGCAAUUUUGAGUCAGUGAUCAAAUGAUAUGUGAGUCAAGUAGCAUAACAUUGUCCAAUUAAGUUCAUUUACCGGUCAUAUUUUAGGAAGCAAUUACAUGCUAUGACUUAACUGACUGGAGUUGAUAAUGUCACACAUGUGUGAUGUA
Elaeis guineensis (African oil palm) is the source of this 2528-nucleotide messenger RNA. Its product is annotated as probable L-type lectin-domain containing receptor kinase S.7. The record is from RefSeq and is a predicted model, not a curated record. NCBI's taxonomy places the organism in Eukaryota, Viridiplantae, Streptophyta, Magnoliopsida, Arecales, Arecaceae. Gene Ontology annotation, molecular function: carbohydrate binding; ATP binding; protein kinase activity. Gene Ontology annotation, biological process: protein phosphorylation.